GGUCUCAGGUAGAGAGCAGGAGGAGCCACAGAGGAGCCGGGGUUCCUGACACGCAGCGUCUGCCCCUCUCUGCGCUCGAGCUGCCCCGUUCCCUCUUCCCCAUUCAUUCCUCUUCGCACUCUCGGUGCUUUUUGUGUUUUUGUUCACUAUGCACGUGAGACGGAGGGACACCGGAGCUCCUCCAGCCUCGCCUCGGCGUCAGCUCCGGUUUGCGCUCGGAUUCCCCACGACGUGUCCGCCCGUUUAGGAGAGAUUCAAUUAUUCCUGUCUUCUUUGUUCUUUUUUGUUUCAUCCGCACAGAGGAUUUGGAGCACGAUGCUGCUGCUUAUUGUUCUUCUGACACUGAGCCUUAGACCUUUCGAAAGUUUUCCGUCCUACAGUUACGACGACAUGGAGGACGACCUGGCCGGUUUCGAUUACUACCACGCCACGGAGGAGCUGGACAGCCGAAAUGCGAGCGCGUGCGAGCGGUGCGUCCCGGAGCUGUGUCCGCCGACGCAGGGCUGCAGAGCGGGGCUCGUGCGCGACUCAUGCGGCUGCUGCUUCGAGUGCGGAAACCUGGAGGGACAGCCGUGCGACCCCGGAGACCGGAACGUCUACUACGGUCUCUGUGGAGAGGGACUGGAGUGUAAGACCGAUUCGUCGCAGGCAGCCGAAGGAGAGACGCAGGAGCCGCAGUGCGUGUGCGCGUCCCAGGAGCCUCAGUGCGGAUCAGACAAUCAGACUUACAUGAACCUCUGCAAAGUCAGAGAAGCAGUCUUCUCCAAACCGGGACUCAACUCGAGCGUCGGGCCGUGCAGGACCGUUCCUGUCAUCAAAGUCCCUCCACGUAACUUGGUGAACGUGACCGGCAGCAGUGCGGUGUUUCUGUGCGAGGUCUUUGCCUUCCCUAUGGCGCUGGUGGAAUGGAGGAAAGAGGGAAAGGAGGUUGUUUUGCCUGGAGAUGAUCCUCAUAUAUCUGUACAGUCCAGAGGAGGACCUCAGAAAUAUGAGCUGUCCAGUUGGCUGCAGAUCGAGGACGCGACUCGCGCAGAUUCAGGGACGUACAGAUGUAUCGCCAGGAAUGGCCUGGGUAAUGUCUCAGCCACGGCAGUGCUGGGGAUUCUGCCACCAGAUGAGAUGUCUGCCUAUUUAGAGGAAAGCAUGAAAGAGAUGAUGGGUUAUGAUCCGAUCAGAGACUACGAUGGAGACUACUAUUGAACCACUUUAGAGCUGCAAAAGACUUGAGAAACUACUUGAGAAGACUGAAACUGCCUCCUGUGUCCAUGAGGACAUCUGGACCCACAAACAUGAAGAGAACAUGAUGCAGCCCAGUGACAUGAAAGAAAAAUACAUUACGCAUUACACAUUAAACCUCAAGAAAACCAAAGAGCCGCCCUGCUGGACAUAGAACAUGACAGUUUUAAUCCGAAGUUGAGAGAGGAUGAACAUUUCUUUUUGCUGCUCUUUAUAUUUCAUCUGAACAGGGAACUUGGACCACAUUCCAGUCACACUGUAACUCUUUCUAGAGUCUCCGAUUUCAUGUGUCCUUUGAAUAACAAGUCGUAAUGUAUCCCUUUCUUGAGUUUAUAUAUUUUUCCAUAUGUGCCAUCCCUCUGUUUGUGUGCACGGCUGCUCGUUUGAAUCCCAGAGGGAGGAGCUUCAUCCACAGCUGGUUUUCUUUAAGAGCUUCCAUUUUAAAGCCUGGACACAGAAAUCUAUUUUAAAUUUCUUUUAAGGUGCAAUCACUCAUCUGGUUCAAUAAAACUGAGCUACUAUAACUUUGACCUUUUAAUAUCUCCUCUCUUUAGCUGAUUGGUUAUGACCAGUCUCAAAUGAAAAGGCAGUGGAACCUGAGAUCUUUUUAAUUUCUUUUCUUUGAUUUAAACUCAAAUAUAGACCUAUUUAUUAUAAUGUGUAUGUUAUUCAAUUUCUUACUUAGUCUUUAUGUGUAAUUAUAUUUAUAUAAAGAGGCCAUUUUGACAUAAAGGAACCUUUUUAGGUUCAUAUAAACCCACUGCAGUAUUUUCCGCAGUACAGAAUGGCCGCUUAUUGGUGCUUUUAUA
Messenger RNA from Hemibagrus wyckioides, 2045 nucleotides. RefSeq names its product Kazal-type serine peptidase inhibitor domain 3 (gene kazald3). NCBI's taxonomy places the organism in Eukaryota, Metazoa, Chordata, Actinopteri, Siluriformes, Bagridae. Bases 316 to 1200 code for a protein of 294 amino acids. Gene Ontology annotation, cellular component: extracellular region. Gene Ontology annotation, biological process: regulation of signal transduction; regulation of cell growth. Gene Ontology annotation, molecular function: insulin-like growth factor binding. The transcript is spliced from 4 exons. The record is from RefSeq and is a predicted model, not a curated record.